This is a messenger RNA of Chelmon rostratus (copperband butterflyfish), 967 nucleotides long. Its product is annotated as thiosulfate:glutathione sulfurtransferase. The record is from RefSeq and is a predicted model, not a curated record. The transcript is spliced from 4 exons. NCBI's taxonomy places the organism in Eukaryota, Metazoa, Chordata, Actinopteri, Chaetodontiformes, Chaetodontidae. Gene Ontology annotation, cellular component: mitochondrion. Gene Ontology annotation, molecular function: thiosulfate-cyanide sulfurtransferase activity. Bases 16 to 492 code for a protein of 158 amino acids.
GGUCUGGUGCUCGUCAUGCUGUCCUUCGCGCUGUCACGGAGCGUCUGCCAGGUUGUUGCGGAAGCGAGCCGCAGGUCUUCACCGGCCUUCGGUUCAGUUUUUCGGGCUUUUACGACCUCAAGUCCUACAUGCGGAGAAGCAUCCGACAGCGCUUCGGUGGUGAGCUACUCGCAGCUGAAGACCAUGCUGUCCAACCAUGAUGUCCAGCUGUUCGAUGUGAGAAAUCCUGAGGAGUACCAGGCUGGACACAUUCCAGAUGCUGUCAACAUCCCACUGGGCAACCUGGAGGAGUCUCUGAGGCUGUCCCCAGAGCGCUUUCAGCAGAAAUUUGAAGCGAGGGCUCCGGGGAAGAAUGAUGACAACAUCGUGUUUCACUGCAGAAGCGGCAAGAGGAGCUCCACAGCGCUGGACAUCGCCCGUCAGCUGGGAUUUAGCAAGGCGAGACAUUAUAAAGGAGGCUACAGUGAGUGGGCAGAGCGAGAAGGCAAAUGAAUCUGAAUUCUGCACUUUAGUUGCACAUCUUAAUUAAAAACAGAGCUAAUACAAAACUGCAGAAUAUAAAUGAAAGAUUACACACCUGUUACUCUUGAGCAACACUCAGUUACAGUUUUCUGUCAUAUGGACUGUUAAUAAGUUACAAUUCAGAUUCUGUUUCUUCACAGCUAAACACCACUUCUUUGCCAUGUUACAUUAUUUUUGCUACUGAUUCAGCCCUGUCGACAAGGUUUACCUGCUGUGUAUUCUUUUUAUCCUGUGUGAAGACAUGUGAUUCAGGACAAACUGAUGAAUGUGAAAGUGCUUGAGAUGAUUAAAUUAUAUGAAGAUUUCAACAUGGCUUUGUACACCUUUUGGCUUUUGUAGUUAGGAUCUAAAAAAAACAACAGUGUGCUUUAACCACUGGGGUUUGGGACAUAGUUGCAGUUUCCAAUUCCUUACUAAUUGUAUACAGUAUUGUGUGCACUGUGUU